AUUUCGUUACACAUGAAACGAUUAUCAUUCGAUAGAUGUGAUUCUUGAUAAGUAACACAGCAUGGCGGCGGGACUGCGACGCUAGAGGUUAGGGCAGGUCUCUAUCCAGUCACGUGAUAUUCACAAAUGUUGCGAAUCCGGAAGCCGCCUUCACCACCAUCGUCCUCCACGACGCGCCCAAUAUUCAACGAUGUCUAUACAGUACCGACAAGACAUGCCUCCACCCGGGGGCUUCGAGGCAGUCAAGUACAAACGAAACCUUCCUUUUCGUGGACCAAGUGGCCUAGUCAUUCUGGGAGCUGUGACAGCCGUGUGUGCAUAUGGCUUCUAUCGUGUUGGGAAGGGAAACCUGGAAAGAAGGGAACUGGAAAGAGAGAAAGUUUGGUCUCGUAUCCACCUUGUUCCCUUGUUGGUGGCGGAGGGGGAUCGAGAUGCGUAUCGUCGGCAGGAAGCUGCAUUGGAACGGGAGCGAGAGAUUAUGAAGGACGUCAAAGGAUGGGAGCCUGGUAAAAGUGUUUAUAACAAUGCACGAUAUCGUUCGGCAGAAUCGAUUGUGGUGUUAUGAUUAUGAUUAGUUUUCUUUGUAGAUUCAGAAUCAAAUUAUUAGAUCUUUUAGCCAGAGUUGAAUGGAGAAGCUUCCAUUGAAUAAA
Suillus fuscotomentosus is the source of this 650-nucleotide messenger RNA. RefSeq names its product B16.6 subunit of GRIM-19, NADH:ubiquinone oxidoreductase. The record is from RefSeq and is a predicted model, not a curated record. NCBI's taxonomy places the organism in Eukaryota, Fungi, Basidiomycota, Agaricomycetes, Boletales, Suillaceae. The transcript is spliced from 5 exons. The coding region runs from base 191 to 565 and encodes 124 amino acids.